Musa acuminata AAA Group (dessert banana) is the source of this 1211-nucleotide messenger RNA. Its product is annotated as WRKY transcription factor WRKY51-like. NCBI's taxonomy places the organism in Eukaryota, Viridiplantae, Streptophyta, Magnoliopsida, Zingiberales, Musaceae. The transcript has 3 exons. Gene Ontology annotation, molecular function: DNA-binding transcription factor activity; sequence-specific DNA binding. Bases 75 to 1052 code for a protein of 325 amino acids. Gene Ontology annotation, biological process: regulation of DNA-templated transcription. The record is from RefSeq and is a predicted model, not a curated record.
CUCUUUCUCCGCCCUCGCCACUUGGGCCUCUUCACUUUCCCAUGCUCUAUUGACAGGGUUCCGAUCUGGGAACGAUGGCCGUUGAUCUGAUGGGGUACGCCAAGAUGGACGACCAAAUCGCCAUCCAAGAGGCGGCAGCCGCCGGGAUCCGCUCCAUGGAGCACCUCAUCAGCCGUCUCUCCCAGCAGCAGCAGCUGGACUGCCGCGAUAUCACCGACCACGCCGUCUCCAAGUUCAAGAAAGUCAUAUCGAUUCUCAACCGCACCGGCCACGCCCGCUUCCGCCGCAGCCCCACGGCGCCGCCACCUGCGGAGCCGUCGGUCGAGCCGUCGCUCCCCGAAGCAGCGAAGACCCUGACCCUCGCCCCGAUCCCGCUCCGGGUAAAGCCUCCCCACCAUCCUCUGCCGCCACCUUCCCGACCGUUGACACUGGACUUCACCGAGCCGGUCGCCACCUGCGAGGUGUCGGCACCGAGCCGGUUCAGUAAGGAGUGCUUCAGCAUCUCGAAGCCGAUGUCUUCCGCGACAUCCUCGUUCAUGUCGUCCGUCACCGGCGACGGCAGCGUGUCGAACGGCAGGCCAGGCGCCUCAUCCUUCCUCCUCCCCCCGCCUGCGGCGGCCGUAUCCGCCGGAAAGCCUCCAUUCUCGUCCACAAUCAGUCGGCGGUGCCACGAGCACGGCCACACCAACUCCGAGCACGUCGCCGGCAAGUACGCCAUCCCCGGCUCUCGCUGCCACUGCUCCAAGAGAAGGAAAUCACGGGUGAAGCGGACGAUACGCGUGCCGGCAAUAAGCUCGAAGCUGGCCGACAUCCCGCCGGACGAGUACUCGUGGCGCAAGUACGGACAGAAACCGAUCAAGGGAUCUCCAUAUCCCAGGGGUUACUACAAGUGCAGCACGCUGCGUGGAUGCCCGGCGAGGAAGCACGUGGAGCGGGCGCCGGACGACCCCACGAUGCUGAUCGUCACGUACGAGGGCGAGCACCGCCACACUCUGAGCGCCGCCACCGUCCCGGCGCCCGAGCCCGUCACCGCCUCCGCCUCCGCCAUCUGAGGGCGCCGAUCAUCUCCUUCAGGCUUCCAUGUAGCCAUAUCCCCUUUCUUUUUCCCUCUCUCUGGACCGAAGAGAUGCUCCGAUGAUAUCUGUCAAAAUGUUUCAUUUUUUUUUACGUUGGCAAAGAAAAGAAAAAAAAAGGAGGAAAUUUUGACUCGA